CGGCGCUGUGAAUGCUCGCAGUUUAAAAAAGGUGAAGCUGACUCCGUCAGUGUGGUGGAGCUGUCUGUGACUGUCUGUGACUGUCUGUGACUGUCUGUGACUCCGUCUGCGUGGUGGAGCUGUCUGUUGCUUGGUGAAGCAGUUCACUUCCAGCAGAACAACAGGCUGCAGUGUCGGAACCGGCGCAGUGUGUUUGUGGCGCAGAGAACGGUCCAGUAAGGGUCCUGUUUCUUCCUUGACCUGCUCCCUCAGUGUGAAGCUGCAGCGUGAAGGAUGAACAAACUGUCUGUGGGAGAGAAAGCUGCUUCAAGCAGGUUGAACCACUGGGUGGACCCGUCCUUCACUGAUUUUCCAGGGGAAAGCUUUUCUCUGUCUGGAAUGAGAAAGGGCAGCUGGGCUUUGAGCACUAAGGCUGAGCCCAAGAGGCCCAGAAAGAGGAAAGGAGAAGGUGGCAGCUCAGAAACUCACGCAUCUUACCUGCUGAAAGAGUCAGCCCAGAGCGACCAGGAUGAGCCCUGGGUGGACAGAUACUCACCCCGUUCACAGGCUGAGCUAGCUGUCCACAAGAAGAAGAUAGAAGAAGUGGAGAACUGGAUAAAGGUUCACACGAACACAUCACAGGGUGGCAUCUUGCUGCUAACGGGACCAUCAGGAUGUGGAAAGACUGCCACAGUCCAGGUUUUGUCUCUGGAGCUGGGCCUCAGAGUACAGGAGUGGACCAACCCCACCAACCUAGAACAAUACAGCAAUAGUCAGAAUGACUGGAGGAUGAACGGCUCUUCCUGGACCUCCCAGUUAGUUCAGUUCCAGGACUUCCUCCUUAAAGCCAACAAGUAUAACUGCCUGAAGAUGGUGGGUGAUGGAGGAGCUACAGACAGGAAGCUCAUACUUGUGGAGGAUUUCCCGAACCAGUUCUACAGGCAGCCUGGCAGCCUGCAUGAUAUCCUGAGGCGCUUUGUGAAGACCACUCGAUGUCCUCUGGUCUUCAUAGUAUCGGACAGUCUGAGUGGAGACAGCAGCUCGCGCUUGCUUUUCCCCAGAGAGAUCCAGGAUGAGCUGGACAUCAGCAACAUCAGUUUUAAUCCAGUGGCUCCGACCACAUUGAUGAAGGUCCUGACUCGAAUUUCAACCCUGGAGGCAGGAAAGAGCUGUGGUAAGCUGCGUGUCCCAGACCAGGCAGUGUUGGAGACGUUGUGUUCAGGAAGCUCAGGAGAUAUUCGCAGUGCCGUGAACAGCCUCCAGUUUUCCUCCCUCCCAGACACAUCAUUGGAAAAAGGGCUGUGGAGGAGGAAGGACCGGCCCAUGGCUUCAGUAGGCAAAGCUGUUUCCAGAACAAACCAGAGGAAGAAGAAGUCCAAACAGACAAAGGAGCUGGAAGAGGAGCAGGCUAUUGGAGGGAAAGAUGCUUCUCUGUUCCUGUUCAGAGCACUGGGAAAGAUCCUGCACUGCAAACGGGGGAAUCCUGAAGAUGCUGAAGCAGCUGAAGUUGCCCCUACACCUGGUUUACCAUCUCACCUGUCUCAUCAUCAUAGAGAAGCAUUACUAGUAAACCCUGAGUUGGUUGUUGAGCGUUCACACAUGUCUGGAGAGUUCUUCAACCUGUACCUCCAUCAGAACUACCCGGACUUCUUCUCUGAGGUGGAGGAUGUGGACCGGGCCAGCGAGUAUCUGUCAGAUGCUGACCUCCUCACUGCUGAUUGGACAAGUCGCAGCACUAUGGGGGAAUACGGGUCCUCUGUGGCCACCAGGGGACUCCUCCACUCCAACCCUCGGCAAGUUUCUGUUGGCUUCAGGCCGCUGCACAAACCCAACUGGCUGCUGGUCAACAAGAAGCACCGGGAGAACUGCUUGGCUGCCCAGUUCCUGUUCAGGAGCUUCUGUCUGACACCAGUCAGCCUGCAGACUGAACUGCUGCCCUACCUGGCCAAACUUACCAACCCUAUGAGGAACCAAGCUCAGAUAGCUUUCAUCCAGGACGUGGGUCAGAUGUCACUGAGGAGGUUCCCCGGCAGAUUAAAACUGGAGGCUCUGACAGACAAAGAGCCGGGCCAGCUGGAGAUGGACACUGAGGAGGAGGAGAAAGAGGAAGGGCAGGAUGGGGUUGAGGAGGGCCUGCCAGCCAGUCAGCCCCAACCCACAACAAGCCAAGUUCUUUUGGAGGAGGAGGACCUGACCAUAGAGGAAUACAUCAGUGACUAAGACAGACAUCUGCUGUCAUACAGUGACCCUGUGUCACUUGUUCAACAUGACAUGGCAGAAAGAAGACCUGAUCAGUUUGACUUCAAAGUUUUUUUGUUCUUACGAGAUAUUUUCACAUUAUUGGGACAUACAGACCUGCCACGCUAUAACACACCUGCUCUACACUUCUACUAUUCAUCUGGUCAUAAUGUGAAAAGUUUGUUGUUACAUCAUAACUUAUGUUGUUAGAAGGUGAUAAUUUAUAUUAAUGUGAUGUGUUGUUAUAACAACAUAAGUGAGAAGUAUGAUGUAAUAAUGUGAAAACAUCUUGCCAUAACAUGAAAAACAUAGAACAUAUGAUAUAUAAGAUACAUGUUAGGAAGUUCACACACUUUACACACGUGUUCCUGUUAAAAAGUUGGUAUAACUCUGACUGUGAUGGUAAUUGCUGGCACUGGCAGUAUGUUUGCCUCGUUGAGGUGUGAAGAUAUGAUUUCAUUUUUCAAACUUUUUUUAUGGACCCUGAGUUGAAUGUGACUCUGUCUUACAUGAACAUAAUCCCACAUAAUCAUGGAGAUUGAUUGUGAUCGGGGACAGUUUGAAGUGCACGUUCAGCACUUGUUGUUUUUGUCCUGCACAGUCAGAGUGACUGCUGAGCCUGGAUUCACCUGGUCUACUAACUCUAACUGUCCAGGAACAAGCCCGGCCUUUUUUUUCACUUGGAUGGAAAGAAAUAUUCCAUGGAAUACUGAUGAGGAAAUGUUCAAAGCUAAAAAAAGUGUGUAAAUAAAAAGCUAGUAGA
Molecule: messenger RNA, 2980 nt
Organism: Larimichthys crocea (large yellow croaker)
Lineage: Eukaryota; Metazoa; Chordata; Actinopteri; Sciaenidae
Gene: rad17
Product: RAD17 checkpoint clamp loader component
Exons: 17
Coding region: 274-2199 (641 amino acids)
Biological process (GO): DNA damage checkpoint signaling; DNA repair; mitotic DNA replication checkpoint signaling
Cellular component (GO): nucleus; Rad17 RFC-like complex
Molecular function (GO): chromatin binding; DNA clamp loader activity
Source: RefSeq, a predicted model, not a curated record